CUUUUUGUUUUUUUAUUAUUAAACAAUGAAACCCAAUGAAGAGAUAGAAAAACCACUUGAGCCUGUCAGUUCAGAUACUGGUGAGACUUUUAUUCCGGAAGGCAAAGUACCUGACUUUCGUAGUCUCGGUCGUCACCAAGAGGGUUUUGCAACUGAAAUCGGUUCAAGCGAUGCAGACAAGAUCAAACAAGCUAUUGAAGCUGCACAAAAAAAACCACUUGAGGCAGACGUUCAGCCUAUGAAACGAACAGCAUCGUACAUUAAACGAAAACAACCUGUUGUUCAUACCAUUGGCGGUUACCGUGUCAGUAAGCCAUUGCCUGACACUUCCCGGAUUGGCUGGACCGCUUUUUCAAAUGCCCUCAAUCCUGGUGGGUCCUUGAAUAUUUUGGCGAUUGAGAAAAACAAGGGAAAAACGGAAACCGAGCGCGCAUUUCAUGUUUUGACAAGUCCACCGUAUGGUGGACAUUGGCAAGACUUUGGAAUUAUUUUUGUCAUUGGUAUUGGGUUUUGGUUGAUUGUUCAACUUGGCGCUGGUACAGGCAUAUUUAUCUUUUGUCUGUUUUUUGUAGGUUCUUAUUACAGGCUAAGCUCAGAUAGGUUCAAGACAUGCACCAAAGAUGAUAUCAAGCGAGAAUUUGCUCAAUUGGAUCUGGCUUCUUGUGAAUUUGAGAAUGUGACAUGGCUAAAUACGUUCAUUCAAAAAUUCUGGCUUAUUUUUGAACCUGUCUUGAGUGCCUAUGUGAUUGAGAACAUUGAUACCUAUCUUGUGGAUUAUUUGCCUGGGUUUCUGGAUUCUGUGCGACUGACUACAUUCACAUUGGGUUCGAAAUCGUUUUGUGUAGAACAUGUCAAAUGCUUUCCAGAUACAGAAAGAGACACGGUGUGUAUGGACUGGUCUGUUUCUUUUGUACCCAACGACACAUUUGGCAUGACAAGGGAACAAAUCGAUAAAAAAGUCAACCCCAAAGUAGUACUCAACAUUCGUCUUGGUAAAGGAUUGAUGGGGACUGCAUUUCCCGUGCUUGUGGAAGAUAUGAGUUUCUCGGGCCGAAUUCGAAUCAAACUCCAAUUUAUCAGUAAAAUGCCGCAUAUCAAAAUUGCCAGUGCCUGUUUUAUGGAAAAGCCUACGUUUGAUUAUGUAUUAAAACCUUUGGGUGGAGAGACAUUUGGGUUUGAUGUGAAUAAUAUUCCUGGUCUUCAAGGCUUUGUUCGUGAUCAAGCGCAUGCUAUUUUAGGACCUAUGUUGUAUUAUCCCAAUGUAUUCUCGUUUGAUAUCGAAAAGUUCUUUUCGGGUGAAUUGGAUAUCAAUCGAGCCAAUGGCGUUUUAGCAGUAACAAUUCAUUCAAGUACCAAGAUCAAAUCAUCCGAUGCUCAAUUGAAUCCUUUUAUUCGUUUCUAUCUGGAUGCAGCACAAGAAUUAGAAAAGACAUCGAUCUGCGAAAACACCAUGACACCACAUUGGAACGAAACCAAGUUUUUGUUGCUUAACAACCUGGAGUCCAUACUGAAUAUGGAAUUAAGAACCACCAACAAUACCAAAAAAGCAGGUAAAAAACUUGCUAUUGCUCAAUUCGAUUUGAAAGACAUCAAACAUAAACAAGACAACGAACUGGAUAAUUUAACGCUACCCAUGUUGAGACACGGUAAGCAGAUUUCAAACCUCAAAGUAGACAUGCGUUACUUUCCUGUUUCCAAACCUAUUCAGCAUGAAGACGGUACUUUUACUGAAGCAGAAUCUUCCAACUCGGGUAUUGUUCGUGUCACGAUUCAUGAAUGCAAAUAUUUGGGAACCAAUAAAGUCAACCCUUAUGCUACAAUCAAGAUCAAUGGUGUGGAUCGUUUCAAGACACCUACUUUUAAACGUACGUCUAACCCCAAGUUUGAACGUUCGUAUGAAAUCCUUGUGCUUGACAAGACAGAAGUGUUUAUUCGUGUCAGUGUGAUUGACAGUAUUGAUUUUGCUGAAAAUACGUCGUUGGGUUCAUGGGAUGCUUCUUUGGUCGAUAUCAUGCGAGACCAAGAAGACCGAGAGUAUUGGUGGAACCUUAGAAAGCGUGGCCAAGAGAUCCAGGCUCGCUUGAGGUUUAGUGUGCAAUGGAAACCAGUGGUCAUGUCGGGGCUGGCCAGCAUGGGCGGUGUGGGUAUCUAUAAGCCUCCUGUAGGUGUAAUUCGGUUCUCUAUCUGGUCUGCAGAAGACAUAACAACCAAGUCGCUGGAUACGUUUGUGCGUAUCAAGUCAGGAAAUCAGACACGCGCCAAAACAGAAAUCAUUGACAAUACCACCAAUCCUGAAUGGGGUGAGCAUCAUUAUGUGCCUAUUCAUUCCAUACAUGAAAGUCUUGUGUUGGAAGUCAUGCAAUGGAGUGCCAAUUCAAAGGAUAAGCUGAUUGGAUCAACUGUGCUUGAGAUGAACAAUGUGAUUCGAGAAAACAAGACAGGAAAUACAGUAUGGUAUGAAGCCAUUCAAGAGAAAUUGGAUCGACAAGUACCUCUUCAUCAUGGAAAUACACAAAAGGGAUUCUUGAUUUAUACAGCUGAGUUCUAUCCUACUAUGGCCUUACCUGAAAAAUCAACAGAGGAAGAAGAUGAAGAUGAAGAGCAGACCAAAGAACCAUUGCCACUGGUGGAUUUACAUGGAUUGCCUAUUCGCUAUACGCCUGAUGAUCUCAUUGAUCUUUAUUCGUAUGGUAGUGGUGUAUUGACCGUCAAGGUCCAUGAAGUGAAGGCUAAUAUUGUCUAUGAAUGCUACUGUCGUACCAUGGUUGACUCACUGACUGCACAGCACAAGACAGAAACACUCAAAGGACGCACCUUGGCUUUCAAUUCAACCACAGAUGCCUUUGUCAAAGACGCAGGCUUCUCUCGUGUGGCCAUUGAACUCAAACCUGCAGAUACAACAGAAAAAGACGAUCACAAAGUAGCGUAUUGGUAUGAAAGUACGGAACGGAUCAUUCGACAGAUACAACGACGUGCAAGACAGAAACACAUACAGGGUGCUUUGGUGGACCUGAGUGAGAUGUGUCGAUUUUCAGAUGAUGAUGAAGGUGAAUGGUACAACUUAUUACAACCUGUAGGAGGAGAAGCACAGAUUCGUCUUAGUUUUGGCUAUUCGCCCUUAUUGAGUUUCACGAUUGAUCCCAAUGAAAGUCUCGAAAAUCAAGGCAUAUUGACCGUCAGUUUGUUGCAUGCGAAAGGCUUAAGGGCUGCAGAUAAAUCAGGCACUAGUGAUCCUUAUGUGAAAUUCAUUAUUGACGGAGAUGUUGUUCACAAGAGUUCGGUGAUCAAAAAGACAUGUAACCCUGUCUGGAAAGAUGAAACGAUGCAAGUGCCUAUUGUAUCUCGUGUCACAGCCAGUUUUCGUAUUGAGGUGUUUGAUUGGAAUCAAAUUGCAGGCGAUGUUCCAUUAGGUUCGGGAGGUAUCACUAUUCGUGGUGAUAUGGUAGAAAGCUUUUGUGCUCAUGAUAUUGAUAUUCCCUUGGAUGGUCAGGCAGGCGAUACAGGCACAGUAAGGGUCCGACUUAAAUGGGAACCACAACUGUUGUUGCGCAGAAAGACACAAAAGACCUUUAUGGGCACUACACGCCGAGUGACAACCAAGAUGGGUACAACAGCCUUUAAUUUUGCUGAACCACCCAAGAACACAUCCACCUCCUCCAGUCUAUCAAAUCUAGUCCAGUCAAACUCUUCUUUGUCAGCUGUAGAAAAUAAAUUAGCUUCUGUUGAAGAGAACAGCGUGUUUGAUGGUACACUUCAUGUUCAUAUCAUACAAGCGAGACAAUUGACGGGGGAACAUGCCGAAAAAAUGAAUCCUCAAGCCAUUGUAUCUCUUGGAGGACAUCAGCUACUCAAGACCAAAAAGAUCAAAAAGACAACAUUUCCAACAUGGAAUGAAAGCAUAGUCUAUACAAUCCAUCAACAACAUGAUCUGAUGUUGGGUAUCAAACUAAAAGAUGCACACACAUUUAGUUCAAGUGAUCUAGGCAGUUGGACAGGCUCUUUAUCCACUCUGAUUCGUCCAAAUACGGUUGCAUCAUUUGAUGAUUGGCUGUCUUUAGAGCCUAGAGGAACAGGCGAGAUUCAUGUCAAACUUGAUUUUGUACCAAAAUAAAUAUAAAUGAUGCUGACCUUCAAUUCAUGUCCUCAUUUCGGUUUUCUCA
Gilbertella persicaria is the source of this 4160-nucleotide messenger RNA. RefSeq names its product C2 domain-containing protein. Lineage: Eukaryota; Fungi; Mucoromycota; Mucoromycetes; Mucorales; Choanephoraceae. Gene Ontology annotation, molecular function: lipid binding. The record is from RefSeq and is a predicted model, not a curated record. The transcript has 10 exons. Bases 26 to 4111 code for a protein of 1361 amino acids.